AUGAAGAACUUGCGUUUGUGGAAAGUUUCAACAAAGAAACGAAUAAUAGAAUGUAAUGAUAAAUUUUUUGUUGGUUACGGCCAUCCUGAUGAUUCUUGCACCGGUGAAUUCUUCGUAUGCUCGGUCAAUGGUGUCGUUAGCUGCUUUGACAGCGAUGGCAACAAAAAGUGGCUUAUUGAACUCCCCAAUGAGGCAGUCCAAGAAAACUUACCAGUUAAUGUUUCCUUUUUAUCGCUAUCUAAUUCUGUAAGUGUAGGCAUGUCAAAUGGGGAGUUAUUUACUAUUAAUGAUUCUGGAAGUACCUGCGACCUCGCUGGCGUCUGUGGAAAUGGAUUACUGGCCAUGGAGUGGAGUCCAGAUCAAGAACUAUUAACACUGGUAACCAAAGAUCUGAAAGUGAUACUAAUGUCUUGCACAUUUGACCCAAUAAAUGAAUAUUACUUGCUGAGUGAAGAUUUUGGAGAAAAACAAUUUAUUACUGUUGGUUGGGGAAAGAAAGAAACUCAAUUCCAUGGCUCCGAAGGAAAACAAGCGGCAAAAGCAAAAACUGAAGUUGUAGGUGACAUGAGUGAAUCUAAUAAUAGAGUUAUUAUCUCAUGGAGAGGGGAUGGAGACUUGUUUGCCGUUGGGUUUGUUAUUGAUGGCAUAAGACGAUUUAAAGUAUUUGACAGAGAAGGUAACUUGCAGUAUACAAGUGAAAAACAACCUGGUCUUGAAGCCAACCUGUCUUGGAGGCCUAGUGGAAAUUUAAUAGCAACUACACAAAAACUCCCUGAAAAAUAUCUUGUAUCAUUCUUUGAGAAGAAUGGUCUUAAACAUGGAGAAUUUAUAAUACCUGUCAAUUCAACUACUACUGUUGAAGAUAUCUUCUGGAGCUCUGAUUCUGAGAUCUUAACUCUAUUAUGCACAGACAAAGCUGAUAAUACUCAACAGAUUUUACUCUUUACAUCAAGCAACUACCAUUGGUAUCUUAAACAGCAGUUAUUUUUCAAUGCUGACCAGAAAAUUACUAAACUAAUGUGGGAUAAUGAUUUUGAUGUUGCGAAUAAUAAAAAAAUGCAUCUUAUACUAGAUAAUGGUCAGUACCUUGCAUAUACUUGGAUUUUUGAUAUAAAUCACAGUUAUGGAAAAUCUGAUAAAGAUGAUGCAAUUGUAUCUGUGAUAGAUGGAAACAAAGUUUUACUCACAGCCUUUAGAUAUACAGUUGUGCCACCGCCAAUGGCUGGUUUUGAAAUGGAAUUUGAUUCAAGCAUAAAUUCUAUUCAUUUUGCACCUUAUUACCUAGACUCAAAUUCAUUUUUCAUAUGUAUGAAUGAUAAAUUAGUAUUUAUGGAACAAAUACAAAAGAAUCCCCUUGAAUAUAAAAUAACUAAAAUAAUACAUAGUGAAAAAUCUGAGUUUCCUUUUCAAUUUUAUAAUUGGCAUUGGUUGGAUAAUGAGACUAUAUUGUGUGCUGCAGUUGAUUGUGAUGAUAAUAACAAAAUUAUUCAAUACAAAAUAUCCUCAGAAAAAUUAAUCAGACACAGUGAACAAUUAAUACCUUUUGCUUUAACACAUAUUGUUAGUCAUCCCUUAAUAAAUACAAGUGUUUUCUUGCAAAUGGAUUCUGGUGAAAUUUUAGAAUAUAGUUCAGAUAAUACUAUUCAGCUACAAGAUAUAGUACUACCAGAAACAUGUCCUAUGUUUAAUGUUUUCUCAGUUGAUGAUGAUACAUAUUUCUUAGGACUUUCACACAAGGGACACUUGUACAUAAACAAUAGUUUAGUCAUGAAUAAUGUGAAUUCUUUUUAUGUUCAUACCAGUUAUCUUUUAUUGACAACAUUGAAACACAUGCUUCUUUGUAUUGAGCUCACAAAAAUGGGUCUAGAUGCAUUGGAAUCAUAUGAAAAAACUGAAUCACCCAAUGUUUAUAGUAGAAAAGUGGAAAGAGGGGCUAAGUUAGUUAUUUCAGUGCCCAAUGGUACAAGAACUAUUUUCCAAAUGCCCAGAGGAAAUUUGGAAACAAUCCAACCAAGACCUCUGUCAUUGAAAAUUAUUGGAGAAUAUCUUGACUCAUUAAAGUACUAUGAAGCCUUUGAUUUAAUGAGGAAGCAGAGAAUAAACUUGAAUUUGAUAUAUGAUCACAAUCCUAAACUUUUCAUAGACAAUAUAAAUGUUUUUCUAGCAUCUAUAAAAAGCAAUUCAUGGCUCAGCCUUUUCUUAUCAGACCUCGAAAAUGAAGAUGUUACUCGAACUAUGUAUUCAAGCAGCUAUCCUGAAAGAAAAAAUACUACUGAUAUAGAAACUUUAAGAAAAAUACAUCAUGUUUGUGGUAUUUUAAGAAAUUGUUUGUCUUCUUCCUCUGAUAGUAAGGAAAGAAUAUUACCAUUGCUGACAACUUAUGUGAAGAAAAAUACAAUAGAUGACCUAGAAAAGGCAUUAAAUGUAAUAAAAGAACUUAAAGUACAAGAAUCUGCUGGUUCAAAAUUACCAGUCACCUCAGAUGAGGCCCUAAAAUAUUUGUUAUACAUGGUGAAUGUUGAUCAACUAUUUGAUGUUGCACUUGGAAUGUAUGACUUUGAUCUUGUUUUAUUAGUUGCUAACAAAUCACAGAAGGACCCAAAAGAAUAUGUCGCUAUGCUGAAUGAAUUAAAUGAAAUGGAUGAAAAUUAUAAAAGAUUCACAAUAAACAAACAUUUAAAAAGAUUUGAUAAGGCCGUCCAAUCACUUGCUAAAUGUGGUGCAUCUAGGUAUGAGGAGUUAAAAACUUUUGUUAAAUAUCACAGUCUUUAUAGAGAAGCAUUGGACCUCUUUACUAAAGAUGAUGAAAUAUACAAACAGAUUUGUGAUGACUUUGGCCUAUACUUAAAAUUAAAAAAACAAUAUGUAGAGGCUGGUAUUAUAUAUGAAACGGCUAAAAGUAUUGAUAAAGCCAUUGAAUGUUACAAAGACGCACUUGAGUGGGAAUUAGUUUUGAAUUUAGCCCGAAAUAAAACAAAGCAAGAAUUAAAAGACCUAUGUUGGGAUAUUGCAAACGCAUUAAAAGACGAAAAGAGGUUUACAGAGGCAUUGACAGUUUUGGACACAAUAAGUGAAGAUGGUGAAGAUGUAAUUUGUAUGGCUAUUGAAUGUGCUCAAUAUAAAACCGCUUUAAGAUUAUGUUCAAAAUACAAUAAGAGAGAUUUAAUUGUUAAAAGUUUAUUGCCAUCUCUAAUGAAUGAAUACAACAACACGAAGGACUUGCUGGAAACCAACUCGAAUAAAUUUAUUACGUACAGAAAUCGUCUUCAAGUUGUUAGAGAAAAUAAAAGUAAAAAACCUGCUGAAAACUAUGAUUCGUUCGCUACGAGGGAUUGCGAUUUAUAUUCUGAUGCUGGCAGCACGAUUGCAUCUUCAGGCUCUGGGAGGUCAUACCGAUCGAGUAAAAAUCGCAGGAAGCAUGAACGUAAAGUGGCAUCACUUAAGGAAGGUUCUCAGUAUGAAGACACAGCGCUUGUAUUAGCAUUACACAGCUUAAUAACAACAACAUUUGAUAUGCGUUCAUCAAUAAAGGAACUUAAUAUUGCUUUAUGUUGUUUAGAAAAAAAUAAGGAAGCAUUAGAUCUGCAGUCAAGUCUCGGAAAAUUACUUAAAGAUAUGAAAGAAAGCUUUAAACAGAUUUGGAGCAAUAAUUUCACAUUAGAAGCUACAAACGCGGCCAUUGAAGCAGAAAAUGUACCAGAAGGAUGCAGUGUGAUACCUCAGGGAAUGGCUACCCUUGAACCUCAAAUUAGGAUAGCACCUAUUAUACAUGAUAUACCAUGGAUGCUUGAUGGACUUAACUAG
This is a messenger RNA of Danaus chrysippus (African queen), 3804 nucleotides long. The record is from the annotation of a GenBank genome assembly. Lineage: Eukaryota; Metazoa; Arthropoda; Insecta; Lepidoptera; Nymphalidae.